AUGCUGGUACAGAGGUUUAAAGCUUAGCUUAACCACGAGAUACAAAACGAUAAAGUUCACUAUAAAAUCACAGUUACUAAUUUAAAUAAUGAGAAAGAAACUAAAACAACUACGAGUAGGUAUUCUGAAAUUAAAGAUUUUCACGAUCAGUUGCACAAGAAUAUUACUCUAUUAAAACUAUAAUUGUAAUUGCCAUAGUUCCCAGGGAGAUCUCUCUUUAGCAAAACCAAUAAAAAUGAGGAAAGAAUUCAGCAAAGACAAUUUGAAUUAGAAGUUUAUUUUAAUGAACUUUUAAGCAUUGAAAAAAUACUUAGUUUAACACCAUUCUAACAAUAUUUACCCCUAGAGACUGAUCAAAAAUAAUAGUAGAAUAUAAACAAUAUCUUUAGAAUGAAUAUUACUAUAAAGAUUGAAAACUAUGCUUUGUAUGAUGACGUAGUAGUGUAUUCUCUUCGUUUCAAGAAUAAUUAUACAAAUGAUGAAUGGGUAUACAAACAAAGAUAUUCUGAAAUCAAAAAUAUACAUGAAGCCCUUAUAGAACAGGGAUUCAAAAACAAAUUACCAUAGUUUCCAACAAGGAAAUUAUUUGGGUAAACUCAUGAAAAACCAGAGAAUAUCGAAAAGAGAAAGGAGGACUUAGAGACUUAUUUGAAUUCUUUGUUCUGUACUUAAGAAAUAUAAGAAAGUUAAAUCAUAAGAUUUCUUAUAUCAGAUUCAAAAAAAUAUCACGAGAAGAAUUUAAAGCUUGAGGAAUUAAAAAAGGCUUCUACGCUUAAAACUAAAGGUGAUCUGAACUAAAGAGUCAAAGAGAUUUCAAAGAAAUCAAACCUUUAAACCUACUAAAAUAAGUGA
Messenger RNA from Paramecium tetraurelia, 852 nucleotides. RefSeq lists its product as uncharacterized. Gene Ontology annotation, molecular function: phosphatidylinositol binding. The record is from RefSeq and is a predicted model, not a curated record. NCBI's taxonomy places the organism in Eukaryota, Ciliophora, Oligohymenophorea, Peniculida, Parameciidae. Gene Ontology annotation, cellular component: intracellular membrane-bounded organelle. The transcript has 2 exons.